Messenger RNA from Belonocnema kinseyi, 1342 nucleotides. It is a transcript of the gene Yeti, whose product is annotated as craniofacial development protein 1. Bases 171 to 1037 code for a protein of 288 amino acids. The record is from RefSeq and is a predicted model, not a curated record. Lineage: Eukaryota; Metazoa; Arthropoda; Insecta; Hymenoptera; Cynipidae. The transcript has 4 exons.
GAACUCCCAACUUCCGAAAACGCUUCCUCGAGUUUUUCGGAGCAAAAAUUAUCAUCAUUUUGUAUAUUCACUGAUAUUAUUGCAGAUUUUGAGACUGCAAUAUUCAUUGAAUUUAAAAUAUAAACCUUGAAAAUUGUGUGUCUCAUCCGAAGCUUAAACUACUUUCAAGUAUGUCUGAAAAACACGAACUUCCUUCUGACUCGGACGAGGAUGACGAGGACUAUGUUCCUGAAGGGCAUGAAAGUGUAUCUGAAGUGGAAUCUGACGGAGAUGCAGAAAAUUCUCCGGAUGAUGAUAACCAGGAUAUUCGAAAAGAUACGGAUGUCAGUAAAAGGCGGAAGCGGUGUAAAAGCAUGAAGAGCAAGGAUGCCAAACGUAAAAAGAAGCAGAGAAAAUCUGCAGUUGAGGAAAAAGAGGCAGAAAAAUGUGCUGAGGAGGACAACAAAGCAAAGGUACUCAGUGAGGAAGAAGAGAAGAAAAGAGCUGAUUCUUUGUGGGCAGAUUUUAUGAAAGAUACGGGUGUAGUAUCAAAACCAAAAUCCGAAAAUUCCACAUCAACUAAAUCUUCAGAAAAGUCUGACAGUUUGGUUGCGAGACCAAAAGUAGAAGAAAAGAUUAAAAUAACAAAAAUCUUUGAAUUUGCUGGUGAAAAAGUGAAGGUAGAAAAAGAGGUUUCUGCAGAUUCGGCAGAAGCCAGACUAUCGGCAACGACUGAGAACCUUCGAAAGAAUGUUGACGUUUCUCCAGUUGACGAAAAAAAAGAAGUGAAAGGUGUGAGAAGCCGAAAAGUUGGUUUAGGCGGCAUCUCGUCUAUUAUAGGCCAGCUGGGGAAAAAAUCGAAAAUAAGUACUUUAGAAAAAUCCAAGUUGGACUGGGACAAUUUCAAAAAAGAGGAAAAAAUAGAGGAAGAAAUUAGUACUCACAAUAAAGGAAAGGAUGGUUAUUUAGAAAAACAAGACUUUCUUCAAAGGGCUGACUUACGGCAGUUCGAAAUUGAAAAGCAAUUAAGAACGACUUCUCGGCGUAGCAAUCGAUAAUUCUUGAGAACUUUACAGAUAACAAAGGAGGGAGAAAAUAAAGUUUGACACGCAAAAGUGAAAUGCGUCUGUGAACAAUUGAAUAAUUUUGGUUCUCGCGAAAUAUGAUCAAAUUCGAAGGCAAAGCAGACUAAUGGAGAUUGAUUGUACAUCUCUUUCGAAGUCACCUUCGUCACUUGAUUUUUGACUUUUUGAUGCGAGAAGUCAUAAUAGCAUAAGGAGUACAAUGCAGCUGUUACAUGCAAUUUGAAUAAUUGUUUUAUAAUUAGAAUAAACGCUCUCAAUCAUGGAUUGAGUAAUUGAAA